Molecule: messenger RNA, 2360 nt
Organism: Gastrolobium bilobum
Lineage: Eukaryota; Viridiplantae; Streptophyta; Magnoliopsida; Fabales; Fabaceae
Product: granule-bound starch synthase 1, chloroplastic/amyloplastic-like
Exons: 14
Coding region: 116-1948 (610 amino acids)
Molecular function (GO): alpha-1,4-glucan glucosyltransferase (UDP-glucose donor) activity
Source: RefSeq, a predicted model, not a curated record
CCUUUAAGAAACAAGUACAAAUAAUUCUUCGAGUCAAUCCUUGACCCUUCUGGGUGCCUUAACCAUCUCGCUCUGAAAAUCUCUAUGUGCUUCACUGACUGACUAAGUUUCAAAGAUGGCAACAGUGACUGCUUCAUUUAACUUAGUCUCCAGAGGUUCUCAUGUCUCAUAUGAGUCCAAAGCAGCACCAAUGGGACUUGGAUCUCUAAAGCAGACAAAUACUCAUAAAGGAUUAAGAGUUUUGAACCCAGUGGAUGAGCUACUAAACAGAACCCCAAUUAAAAUCAAUGCAGCACAAGCUAGGAGGAAGGGACUGGGACUUCAAAGCAAGAAUGUUAGGCCUGCAGGUAUUGUUAUAUGUGGCAUGAAUUUGAUCUUUGUAGGAACUGAGGUUGGUCCAUGGAGCAAAACUGGUGGGUUAGGAGAUGUUCUUGGAGGUCUUCCACCAGCAUUGGCUGCUAUUGGACAUCGAGUUAUGACCAUAUCUCCACGUUAUGACCAGUACAAAGAUGCAUGGGAUACAAGUGUUACAGUUGAGGUGAAAUUAGGAGAUAGAACAGAAAAAGUUAGCUACUUCCAUUGCUAUAAAAGAGGAGUUGAUCGAGUCUUUGUGGAUCAUCCUAUGUUUCUUGAAAAGGUCUGGGGGAAAAGUGGAACCAAACUUUAUGGACCUACUGCAGGAGAGGAUUACCAAGACAACCAACUACGUUUUAGCCUUUUCUGCCAGGCAGCUUUGGAAGCACCAAGGGUUCUGAAUCUUAAGUCCAGUGAAUAUUUCUCUGGACCAUAUGGUGAAGAUGUCAUUUUCGUCGCCAAUGAUUGGCACACUGCUCUUCUUCCCUGCUACUUGAAAGCUUUGUACCAGUCAAUAGGCAUCUAUAAGAAUGCCCGAGUUGUUUUUUGUAUCCACAACAUUGCUUACCAAGGCAGAUUUGCAUUCGCUGACUUCUCACUUCUCAAUCUCCCUGACCAAUUUAAAAGCUCCUUUGACUUCAUUGACGGGCAUGUUAAACCAGUGAUGGGAAGGAAAACCAAUUGGAUGAAAGCUGGAAUUUUAGAAUCACACCUGGUGCUAACUGUUAGUCCAUACUAUGCUCAAGAACUAGUUUCAGGCCCAGAUAAAGGAGUGGAGUUGGACAACAUCAUUCGCAGAACUGGUAUUACUGGAAUUGUGAAUGGCAUGGAUGUUCAGGAGUGGAAUCCAUCCACUGACAAAUAUAUAACUGUCAAAUAUGAUGCUUCAACAGUAUUGGAAGGAAAGGCUCUUCUGAAAGAAGCCCUCCAAGCAGAAGUUGGAUUGCCGGUUGACAGAAAUAUUCCUCUCAUUGGUUUCAUUGGUAGGCUUGAAGAGCAAAAAGGUUCUGAUAUUCUUGUAGCAGCCAUUCCUCAAUUUAUCAAGGAGAAUGUUCAGAUAGUAGCCCUAGGAACAGGAAAAAAACAAAUGGAAAAGCAGCUUCAGCAACUUGAAGUAUCAUAUCCUGACAAAGCCAGAGGAGUGGCAAAAUUCAAUGUUCCCCUAGCCCACAUGAUAAUUGCUGGAGCUGAUUUUAUAUUGAUUCCUAGCAGAUUUGAGCCUUGUGGUCUCAUUCAGUUACAAGCUAUGCGCUAUGGAACUGUACCUAUUGUUGCCUCAACAGGUGGAUUAGUUGACACAGUCAAAGAAGGUUUCACUGGAUUUCAGAUGGGUCCCUUCAAUGUUGAAUGUGAAGCUGUGGAUCCUGCUGAUGUGGAUGCUCUAGCAAAGAAUGUCAUAAGGGCCCUUGCAGUAUAUGGAACCCAAGCUUUUACAGAAAUGAUUAAGAAUUGCAUGGCUCAAGAUCUUUCAUGGAAGGGACCUGCUAAGAAAUGGGAGGAAGUACUGCUAAGCUUGGGAGUUCCUGGCAGUGAACCUGGAAUUGAUGGAGAAGAAAUUGCUCCACAGGCAAAGGAAAAUGUGGCAACUCCAUAAUAAGAACAAAGAUGUGAGGGAAGCUCCAGCUAGUGUGAGUCUGAGAUUAUAGAAUCAGGGUAGUCCACCCCAGUAAAGGAGUUAUGGCCUACACUACAGUGGCGUAUUUGGGAGUGCAUGUUUUCAAGAUUAGCAUAAAGCAUUUCUUGGAAGUGUAGAUACCACACAGGCUAUGCUGGACGAGCAAGGAGUUGUAACUUGUGUAUCUAAUUUGGACAGCUUAAUUUUUUUUUUUAUUUUUCCCUUAGAAUCAUAGAUUAUGGUUCAUUAUUGCAUUACUACCUUUAAGCUUCUUUUAUGUACCUUUAACCUUGUAUGCUCUGGAUAAUCCUUAUGUCUGUAUUCUAGCCAACUGGACAAAAAUUCCAAGAAAAUCGGCUUCAAUUUAAUCGGUUAGAAAAGACAAAUAUAA